UAGCAUCAAUGUUCACAAAUUCUAGAACACAAUUUCUGCUCCAGUCUACGUACAGAUCUGGUGGCGUCAAGAUCGUUAUUUUAAAUGUUUAUUCGGUAUAAAUUGUAAGAAAUUUUGUUGGUGUUUCAAAAUAUCGUACCGUAUUAUCUGUACAAUCAACUGAUAUGAAAGAAAACAAUUCGGUGAUGCAUCUGUUUUCAGUGAUUUACUAUUUGGUUGGAAUCACUCUCAUUAGUGCCAGAUUCCUGCAAUCACCUUGUCCAGAGGUGUUUAGCUACCAGUUGGAUCCCAACACAAGGCAGUAUUUUGGUCGCAUCGAAGUAGAUGAUAUUAAACCACGAAAUAUAGCCCGGCUGAAUGUUGAUCUAUCCAUUGGGAUGGAACUGCCACCAAAACUAGUAGGUUCAAUCGCCUUGGUGAAAUCUCGCCAAGCAACGAUCGAAGAUAUUAUCAGUGGCCAACCGGCACAGUACCGAGUCACCUUUCCACUGCCGAACCUUUUACCCACGGUGCUAUCGAUUGCCCUAAACGAUCGGAUUAUUUGCAGAGGCUAUCGAGCAGCGGGACGAGUUUUAACCGCCAUCAAUUUAGAACAUACUCUGUACACUCAGCUGCACUCGCAAAAAUUGUCACAAAAAGGCAAAAAUUUGCAUCUCGAGGAAUCUGAGUCCGAAUUGAUAACGAGAUUUCAAGAGCCCUUGUUUCCACAGUCUGUUCCAAACCUGUUGGUCAGACCAGCUACAGAACGUACCAGCGUCGCGGCACCAACGUCGCCCAAUAAAUCCAUCUGUGGUCGUCAUUCCAGUGCGUUCUUAAAACGAUACACCUUGAACGGUGAACUGGUGGACAAGGGUCAAUUUCCUUGGAAUGUGCCUCUAUUUGAUCGCACACAGCUACGUAACCCAAAGUACAUGUGUGGCAGCACAAUCAUCACCAAAAAGCACCUCAUCACGGCAGCUCACUGUGUGUACGAGAUCGACAAUUUCAUCGAACCGGAAAGACUGCUCGCAAUACCCGGGAUGUACAACAUUGACAACUUCUUCGAAGAGAACGCACAGUUUUCCUACGUCGAAGCCGUCAUUCCGCACGAUGAGUACGAACACGAAGAAGAUCUGAGCGAUGCCGAUCUGGCAGUUUUGCGGCUCAAGAAAGAGUUGGUGUUCAACGAUUACGUAGUACCCAUCUGUCCGUGGCAGGGAGAAAACGACCUGAGAAGCAUCGUUGGCCAGGAGGGGUACCUUGCAGGAUGGGGAGUAACCGAACGGGGAGUUACUGCGGUUCCUACCUACAUCAAAACGACCAUCGUCAGCAGGCGCCAGUGCAAUGUGAACCUGGAACGAAUCUACCCAAACAAUGCACGGAUAUUCUGCGGUGACGGUCGGGGUUCAACGCCUUGCAACGGAGACUCGGGCAGUGGAUUGGUACUGAAGCGAGGAAAUCAGUACUACCUGCGGGGUAUCGUAUCGAGGGGAUUGGUCGAUCCCAGUACGCUCAGGUGCGAUGUGACGAAGUAUGCCGUUUACACCGAUAUCGCACUGUUUCGCUUUUGGCUGAAGAGUGUGGUUGGGUAAUGUGAAUGAGAUCAGUUUAGUUUAUGUGGUUCAAGUAUAUGUGUGUUAUAAUGUUAAUUUUCUGAAGCGUG
This is a messenger RNA of Ochlerotatus camptorhynchus, 1642 nucleotides long. RefSeq names its product serine protease gd-like. Gene Ontology annotation, molecular function: serine-type endopeptidase activity. NCBI's taxonomy places the organism in Eukaryota, Metazoa, Arthropoda, Insecta, Diptera, Culicidae. The record is from RefSeq and is a predicted model, not a curated record. Gene Ontology annotation, biological process: proteolysis. The transcript has 3 exons. Bases 165 to 1571 code for a protein of 468 amino acids.